AUGGUGACCAGCAUUCCACACCCAUCCGAGCCUGCGGUGCUUGUACCCCCCAGCCCGGUUGGCAGCAUGUUCAUCAGUGAGGUGUCAGUCUCUGAGGUGUGGGAUGUUGUGAGGCGGCUGAGGAGCACGCGUUCAACUGGGAUGGAUGGCAUCUUCUGCGAUCUCAGCAGGGCGUUUGACUGUGUCAGGCAUGACGUUCUGCUGAGUAAACUUGAGGCAUAUGGCAUUCGAGGUGUUGCGCUUCAAUUAUUUGCCUCCUAUUUAAAAGACAGAAAACAAGUCGUAGAAAUAUCCACAAAUACAGGUAUUCACCAUUCAAAUGAGGGAGUGAUUAAGUGCGGCGUACCACAGGGCUCUAUUUUGGGACCAAUACUGUUUGUCAUCUACAUAAAUGAUCUUCCCAAAAACAUCAACCAUAGUAAGAUUAUCAUGUACGCCGACGACUGCACUUUACAAACAUCAGAGUCUACUGCGUCAGCAGCAGUUGAUGCUGCCAACAAUAGCCUCGCUCAAGCUUCUGAAUGGUUUUUCAAAAAUGGGCUUGUUCUCAAUCCAAUCAAGACAGGCUUUAUACGUUUCACAAUACUUAAAGCACCCAAUAGUCACAUAUUCCCAGGCAGUGGACUCACCUACAACAACAACUCAUUGCAACAUUUUUCUGCCACAAAAUUUCUUGGGUUGCAUUUGGACGCCCAUCUCAACUGGGAAUCUCAUGUAGAUGUCAUCUGCAAAAGGCUCCGCCCAGUCUGCUAUGCUCUCGGCCGCCUUGCUCAGUUGCUGCGGUUGGAGGGCCUGGUGGAAGCCGUUCUUGGUGGAUUUAAAAAUCGUGCAGGGGCCCUAGUCAGCUCAGCCAGCAAUGACCUGGCUGCUCUAUCAGCAGGCGAAUAUCCUUUUGGUCGUAGUAGUGCCGGUUGGAGACCAGUAAAGAUCCAUGCUGCGAGCUUAGGGGGGACUCUGCCGAGGCCACUGUUCAUCGAGAUUGCGGCGAGUAUUCGCGAAACACCGCCGCCCUCCUCGGUAACUGCACAAUCCGAGGCUUCAGGCCCCCAGCAGUCAGCGUCAGCAAAACCAACGCAGGUCCUGGGUCUGAUCGACAGACAACACCAACCAGACGGCGAGUAUUGGCGAAACACUGCCAACCUCCUCGGUAAACGCACAGUCCGCGGCUUCAGGCCCCCAGCAGUCGGCGUCAAGGCCAUACGAGGCAGGAAUUUCUCUGGCUAA
Messenger RNA from Homalodisca vitripennis (glassy-winged sharpshooter), 1224 nucleotides. RefSeq lists its product as uncharacterized. Lineage: Eukaryota; Metazoa; Arthropoda; Insecta; Hemiptera; Cicadellidae. The coding region runs from base 1 to 1224 and encodes 407 amino acids. The record is from RefSeq and is a predicted model, not a curated record. The transcript is spliced from 5 exons.